AUGGACUUUCUAGAUUACCAGGCCUACGGACUGGAAGAUGCUAGUACAACUGAUUCCUUGCUUCCAGAACCGGCUUCCAGGAUCAAAAUACAGUCCAAACGGUCGUCUACUGCUCUUGUGAAUAAGUUCCAAUUACCAGACCUAAAGAAGGCAGGUCAGGGUGGAGAAACAUGUACAAGCGCUAACUUACAAGACCGUAUGCAGAAGUAUGCGUCGCUCUCUCUCGAUCUGCUCUCAGCGUCAGAAAUUCCCCAGUAUACGGGUACAGAAUCGCCCACUCCUUCAAAGGGAACGUUACCAAGGGGAAAUAGUCUGAAACAGCUUUUGAAUAGCAGAGAGGAUGCUGCAAAUGACGCGGAUCUUCUUUUGUCCAAAAAAUUGUCGCGUGUGCUGGACAACUACUCUUCUGGUCCACUAUCGAACAUUCAGCUGCGAAAAUCGUUUGAAAUUCUAGAGGAGAAUAGAGAAAGGCUCAACUUUAAGUGUGAUACUAUUGUUCGCGCCGAUUAUCUCGGGUUUCUUGCCAGAAAGUCCCUGAGAAGCGAUUUGGAGAAUGAGCUGCUGCGAUCUCAUUCAACUAUUAUAGAAGAGAUUCAACCAAUCGUCAGACGCGUGAAGAGGAUUUCAGAACCAGUAAAGUCUUUGCAAGAAGUUGGAAACUCUAUAUUGCAACAUGACUCCCAGAAAUCAGCAAACUCGACUUUAGACCUGAAGGCCAUCUCUGAGCUGCGCAAGGGCAUUGAAGAACUGAAUCUUAAGAAACAAUUGCUUGUUGUGAUACGCGACAAGCUCACCCUUACACAAAUUGAAGAAGAAACACUGAUCAGCGCUCCAGUUGACAAUGACUUGUUCGAGAUAGUGAACAAGCUCAUGGCGAUAAAAAAAACUGCUUCUUAUCUACUUUCUUUGGAAAAUCCAACAGCAGGACAAACGCUUUUAGCGCAAGUGAACUCCAAGAUGGAAAGGGCCAAUAAACGUAUCUUUAAUUAUUUGGUGAACUUUUUCCAUGAUCUGCAUACCACGUCCAAGACGUUUGGAGAGCGCGCAUUCGCCUCGGAUGACAAUAGUCUUCUGACUUUUCAGAAAAGUAUGGUCUAUCUGUCGAAUGACCUUCCACUCUUCAAUGAAGUAUUGAAAAAAAUUGUCAAGUUGAGGUCACAGCGCGUACUCAAUGAAUUCCUUUCUCAAUUCGAUUUCGACUCCUCCAAGGACUCAAGACCAAUUAUAAUGUCCGCUCACGACCCCGUACGUUAUCUGGGCGAUGUCCUUGCAAACGUCCACUCGCUCAUAGUUGAUGAGGCGGACUUCAUGGCGUCAAUGUUCAAGUUCCAAGAGAUCGAUAUUCAAGGUACUCCGAAGACAUUACUACAAGAAAAUGGAGAGUUCCUGGAUGGAUUAGGCGUGAAGUUAUUGAACGAGUCUUUCAAGCCAUCAGAAAACUCUAUCAGAAUACGAUUGGAACAGAUUAUAAGAUUCGAAGACAACCCGCUAAUAAAUUUUGACAUCUGUGAGCUUCUCAAGCUAUACAAAAUGAUGUUUAUAAAAUAUGGAAUUUUCCCAGACUCCUCGUUGAUUCAGCACUUAGAUUCUCUGACAGAAAGCGCGGGCAAUGAAAUUGUUAACGGGAUUUUAAAAAUGAUGGACUUUUCUGAGCAAAAGCCAGAAGGCGAAAAUGGGCUGUUGCCUCCGGAAUGGCUGACGGAUUACCUGAACCACUUGUGCAAGUUCUUUUCAAAGCUUGAAAAAGGUGGCAGCAUUGGGGACUCACAAAGUGUUGUAAACGCUAGCUUCAUUGAGAAAACCGUGGGCCAUUUAGUAAAUGGUAAGAUGAUGGAUUAUCAUCAGGUCAGGUUCCCUCUUGCAAGGAGAAACCGUAAUGAAAAAAUAUCAAUGCUCAUUUCAGAGACUAAUUGCCUUGACUUAGUACUUACCAGAAUAACACCAUACCGCAAUAGCAUCUUCCAAGCUUUAGGUUGUGAAGAUAUUUAUGGGAGUAUUGAGACUCAGCUGAGCCAGGCAGUAAAGAAUAUCACAUCAUUGGAAACCGCGGAGCUUUUGGAAAAAAUGGGAUUGGCGCUUUACAGUAAUCUGUACAACAUGAUCUUCCCCGUCGACUCAGUGGAGGACGAGUUGGAUUACGACAUGUACUUCCCAGCUCGUGAUAACCCCGUCAUGGAUAUCGAGACAAUCAGGUCGAAUGUUCACCAAAAGCUGAAUGACAGCUUACCAGAAAUUUCGAAUGACAUUCAGGAAAACCUCAUUUUCAACAUCAUUUCACCCAAAAUCGCUGAUCGCAUUUCACUUGGUUGUAUGGAAAACUUGUCAAAGUUUUAUGAGGUAUUUAGAAAAUCAUUGCAACAGCUGUAUUCUGACUCGCAAGACGAUGUCACUGCAAUUCUAAACUUCACGGAGCAAGAAUUUAACACUCUAAUUGGUUUGAGCUGA
Molecule: messenger RNA, 2445 nt
Organism: Lachancea sp. 'fantastica'
Lineage: Eukaryota; Fungi; Ascomycota; Saccharomycetes; Saccharomycetales; Saccharomycetaceae
Source: the annotation of a GenBank genome assembly